Messenger RNA from Tarenaya hassleriana, 1406 nucleotides. RefSeq names its product COP9 signalosome complex subunit 5b. Gene Ontology annotation, cellular component: COP9 signalosome; cytoplasm. Gene Ontology annotation, molecular function: deNEDDylase activity; metallopeptidase activity; protein binding. The record is from RefSeq and is a predicted model, not a curated record. Bases 107 to 1180 code for a protein of 357 amino acids. The transcript has 6 exons. Gene Ontology annotation, biological process: protein deneddylation. Lineage: Eukaryota; Viridiplantae; Streptophyta; Magnoliopsida; Brassicales; Cleomaceae.
GACUGAUCGGAUUGUGUCGUGAUUGGUCAUUUUCUGCCAGAUUCAGCAAACCCUAGGUUCGUUGCAAUCAAUUCUCUGUUUGCGUAAAACUUGAUCAGAAUCGCGAAUGGAGGGUUCGUCGGAAAUCGCCCGGAAGACGUGGGAGCUCGAGAACAACAUACUAACAAUGGAGCCGACACCGGAUCCCGCUUCCGACGGUAUCUUUUACUAUGACGAUGUUGCUCAGGCCAAAUUUCAACAGGAGAAGCCAUGGGCGAAUGAUCCUCAUUAUUUCAAGCGCGUGAAGAUCUCAGCACUCGCGCUCCUGAAGAUGGUGGUUCACGCGCGCUCCGGUGGAACCAUCGAAGUCAUGGGUCUGAUGCAAGGGAAGACUGAUGGAGAUUCCAUCAUUGUCAUGGAUGCCUUCGCUUUGCCUGUCGAAGGAACUGAAACUAGGGUUAAUGCUCAGGCUGAUGCGUACGAGUAUAUGGUUGAGUACUCACAGACCAACAAGCUGGCCGGGCGAUUGGAGAAUGUUGUUGGAUGGUAUCAUUCUCACCCUGGAUAUGGAUGCUGGCUAUCGGGCAUUGAUGUUUCGACACAGAUGCUGAAUCAACAGUUUCAGGAGCCCUUCUUAGCUGUUGUUAUCGAUCCAACAAGGACUGUUUCAGCUGGAAAGGUUGAGAUCGGGGCGUUCAGAACAUAUCCGGAGGGGUAUAAGCCUCCAGAUGAACCGGUCUCUGAGUAUCAGACAAUACCUCUGAAUAAGAUUGAGGACUUUGGUGUACACUGCAAACAGUACUAUGCAUUAGAUAUCACUUACUUCAAGUCAUCUCUGGAUAGUCAUCUUUUGGAUCUCUUAUGGAACAAGUACUGGGUGAACACCCUUUCAUCUUCCCCUCUUCUGGGCAAUGGAGACUAUGUUGCUGGACAGAUAUCUGACUUGGCUGAGAAGCUUGAGCAGGCUGAGAACCAGCUGGCUCACUCCCGCAUUGGAGGGAUUGUUCCAGCAACGCUUCAGAAGAAAAAAGAGGAUGAACCUCAGCUCGCUAAGAUAACUCGGGAUAGCGCAAAGAUAACCGUUGAGCAGGUCCAUGGGCUAAUGUCGCAGGUCAUCAAAGACAUUUUGUUUAACUCGGUUCGUCAGUCCAACAGAUCCGGCAACGACUCUUCGGGUUCGGACCCAAUGGUUACAUCUUGAAGUUACUGUUCCUUUGCUGCAGAUGUGGUUUUGGUUGCAGACUUUUUGGCUUGUGGGGAAAAAAAUGAGAUGUAUAACAAUGACUGAAACAUUCCUCGUGGACACACAUGCCUUGACUUGAGCCGUACUCGGUCUUUGAAAUGCACAUCUGAACCUUUUCUUUUUAUUGGCAUAUGUAUAUACAUAUACACAUAUUCACAUAAAUAGACAGGUAUACAUUAAUAUU